This is a messenger RNA of Triticum dicoccoides, 2210 nucleotides long. RefSeq lists its product as uncharacterized. Gene Ontology annotation, molecular function: zinc ion binding; nucleic acid binding. The transcript has 2 exons. Bases 94 to 1623 code for a protein of 509 amino acids. The record is from RefSeq and is a predicted model, not a curated record. NCBI's taxonomy places the organism in Eukaryota, Viridiplantae, Streptophyta, Magnoliopsida, Poales, Poaceae.
GGAGGUUAUCGCGGAUACCGUGGUCGUGGUGGAGGCCGCGGAAGGUUCCGCCGGCCGCCUCCCCCUAGACAUGUUGACUCUGACGGGGCGGCGAUGGAGACUGAUCAGACACCACAGGAGCUACCUCCCCAGGCGAUGGAGGUGGUGAAUGCACUUGCGGUUGCUGAGGUUCCUGGGAUUGCGAAGGAGGCUGAGGUGGUUCAAGUGGCUGAUUCUGAGAGGGCAUCCAAGUACGCUCGGAAGAAAGAGAGAAUGCUUUGUUACCGGUGCGGAGAGAAGGGGCACUUCAUCGCGGAGUGUGUGGCCCAGCUGUGCGAAUCCUGUGGUAAGCCUGCGCAUGCUUCAGGGGAUUGUCCUUUGCUGAGGGACCAUAUUCCAGCUCUUACUGUAUAUGGUGUGUACUGUGCGGAGCUGAUGUUCUUCGAGUCAGCGGCUGCGAGGGAGAUCCCAGCUGAUACACAGAGCCUUACUUCUGGUUUGGUCAAGGUGACACAGGGAGAUGUCUCCCAGGCUCAGAUUGUGCAGAGACUUCAGGAGUUGGCUCCGGGUGAUUUUCAGUGGGACCUCGUACCCGUUGAGGAUAGAGUAUUCAGAGUGGAGUUUCCUUCGAUUGAGGACUUGCAGCGUUUGUUGAGCUUUGGGAUGUGUAAGGUGCCAGGCACCAAAGGUAUUUUGGAGUUCCACGAGUGGAAGAAAGUUGAGCCUAAGGGGAAGCCUCUUACUCAGGUGUGGCUGCGUUUCUCGGGGGCACCGUCUGAGGCUCUUUCUAAUGUGCGUGUGGUGGCUAGUUUGGGGAUUAUGGUUGGUAAGACGGAGAAAGUGGAUAUGGCGUUCACUAGAGCUCAGGGGGUGGCUCGACUGCGAGUUAGCAUUCUGGAUAUUGAGUAUGUCCCAGACGUCAUCAACUGGACCUAUAGAGGCGAGGUGUUUCCACUUGAUAUUGAGUUUGAGGAUGCAGAGUUGUUUGCUGAGGUUGCUGCUGGCACUGACGUGGAUAUGCACGAUGGGGGUGAUGAUACAGGUGCUCCCAGGGAGCAGGCGGAUGAGGCAGCACAGGAGCCCAAUGGAUCGGGGCCUGCUGCUCAGGAGCCGGAGAACGGAGCCGGGAUGGAGCAGUCCCCGGCUUCGUCUUUGCCUCAUAACUCACUGCGGUUUGGAUCUUUUCUGCCGUCGUCGGCGCCUCCUCGUCUGUGGAGUGAUCGGGUUGACUCUGACGAUGCGUUCGAGCAUUCGUUACCGGUCUUGGACUUUGGGCGGUCACCCCGGCAGUCGGCCAGCUUCAGUGCCCGUGUUGUUCAAGAGGUGGAGCCUCAGGAGUCGCCAGGGCGAUCUAGGUCUUCGGUUUCCUUGCGGAGGGGAGGGGCGUCUGGGCAGGUGGCCACGACUCCCUCUCAUUCUUCUGUUUCACAGCAGGCGGCGCAGGUACCUGUGUCCAGCCGGGGCGACAUAUCUUUGGGGCAGGAGGCCCUGGAGGUCCGUCUCGCGGGAGCCUCGUUGGUGGUGGGGUCGCCGGAGGUGCUAGGCAGGCGUCAGGGGCAGGUGGCCCCUGACCCUCUAGUACCGACGGCGGUCCUGCAGGUGGAGCGCACGGCUGCCACGGCGUCGGCUGGGGGGUCGGACUAGGGCAGGAGGCCCUGGUGCCAACUCCGUCAGGCAUCUCCACAUCUCCUACGCGGUCCCCCUCUCCCAGACCUACUCCGGGAGCCGCUACUCGGGAGGAGGUGAUCGCGUUCGGAGGGAUCCGAGACCCUGCUUCCGAGGGGAGGCGGACGAGCUCUCGUCUCCAGGACCUUCCGGAGGUUGAUGAUUUGCAGCAGAGGUGCGCUAUGCGGGCGGCCAAGCUGCGUGAUGUGGAGAGCACAACAGGUUAUCUUCCGAGCAACGGCUCUUAUCCGUUCCUGGUCGCUACUCACUCCGACGGAGGCCAGGGAGCUUUUGGUUACUGCUGCUAUCCGAUGGGAGAUGGUAGCUCGGGAUAUAUUCAGCCGGUUUGGAUGGCGGUCGUGUAACAGGAUAGGCAAUUAGUUUACCUGUCUAUUUUGGAGCCAAACGGCUGUGAUGUAUAAGUGCUUUGGCUAGCUUGUGUAUCUAGCCUUCAGGCUCUGUGUGAGCCUUUUCUUACUUUUCUUGUUGACAACCUUGAGACUUGGAGACUUUGUGGACUAUUUUAUGCUUAAUAAGAUGGCCGUAUGCAUCAUGCUGAUGCAGAG